Asterias rubens (European starfish) is the source of this 6375-nucleotide messenger RNA. RefSeq names its product arylacetamide deacetylase-like. NCBI's taxonomy places the organism in Eukaryota, Metazoa, Echinodermata, Asteroidea, Forcipulatida, Asteriidae. The record is from RefSeq and is a predicted model, not a curated record. The transcript has 7 exons. Bases 13 to 1323 code for a protein of 436 amino acids. Gene Ontology annotation, molecular function: carboxylic ester hydrolase activity. Gene Ontology annotation, cellular component: membrane.
ACUAAAAAGGUGAUGGAUAUUCAUUCAGCAGAUGAGUUGAACCACAAGGAUGCCAUCAUGCCACUAGACGCUCUAUCCGUCAUUGCUGGAGCUAUUCUAGUAUUUACAUUUUGCUUGUUUUGUUGGGCGUGCUACGAGUUCUACACUGCUGUUCCGCCAACCAUCAACCAGAAAUGGCUCUUCAGGGUUGUGUUCAUAAUGUUCAAAGUCAAUCGGUUCAUUGCACACAUUUUGACUUUCUUCAGAGUAUUUGGAUCCACGAUGGAAGAAAACAUGGCCGCCUUCACGGACUGGAUGCUUCCAGAAUGUAUCAUGGACGAUGAACACGUCUCAACAACCUUACAAAACUUCAACGGCAUUCCCGUCCGGGUCCACAGACCUAAGAAAGUCACACUUGACUCGGGACUUUUGCCAGCAUUGGUUUACUUCCACGGUGGGGGCUUUGUGUAUGGAAGUUCUGCAUCUUUCCAUCCCUUUACAAGACGCCUUUGCGAGUCUCUUCAAAGUGUUGUUGUCUCAGUGGACUACAGACUAGCCCCAGCUCAUCUGUUUCCUGUGGCUGUGGACGACAGUCGGGAAGCAACAAAAUGGCUUCUCCUGAACGGUCCGACAUUGAACGUUGAUCCUCGGCGCAUCGGAGUGGCAGGAGACAGUGCCGGAGGGUUGCUGGCUGCUGCAGUAGCCAAACAGAUUCUUGACGACCCAUUGAUACCUAAUCUCAAACUACAGGUGCUGUUUUACCCGGCUCUACAGCUCCUUAAUGUUGGUUCACCCUCACAUAUCAUUUAUGAUGCCCAUUUUAAUACCCAUGGCGGAAUGCUGACCCGGAGAGAGGCAGUUUCUUAUCUGGCAACCUACAUCCUAGGAAAAAGCCCAGAUUAUGAGGCAUUCGUGGAUCUGGUAUCAUCAAAUAGCGUCAUCACUCCAGAGACAAACCCCCAGCACGUCAAGUACGUUGAUGAUAACCUGGUGCCGGAUCAUCUUAGGAAUGGGAUGGAUCUAGGAAAGACAAAGGAAUCCUUGAAUAAUAACCCAGAACUGUUGGAGAAAUAUGGACACUUUUUUGAGGAUCCACGUUUGUCUCCGGUCAUCGCAGAGAGCAUGGAUGGUCUGCCGACAGCGUACGUCGUCACGGGGGACAACGACUGCCUGAGAGACGACGGGGUGUUCUACGUGAAGCGUCUGGAGGCGGCUGGCGUAUCGGCCCACUGGGUCAACUAUGAGGGAGGAUUCCACGGAAUGCUUCCCAUCGUUUUCAAUUUCUUUGAGGUGGGGCUAAAAGCAGAGAAUGAUUUUGUGGAAUUCGCGCGUGGGUUUCUAUAAGGUAUUCCAUAUUGAGAAUAAGUAACUAGAUGAUAAUAAUAAUAACAAUAAUAAUAAUAACCGUAAUUAUAAUAAUAAUAAUAUCGAAGUCUUAUAUAGUGCACAUAUCUACCAACAAGGUACUCAAGGUGCUGAGAUAAAAAGCCACUACAGCGAGUUGCUUUAUUAUGAUCUUUCUCUUGCCAAUAUUAUUGUCAGUGUUUGUUGAAACUUACAUAAUUUUCUUUUAACCAACCUUAGUUAGAACAAGUUGUGAGUAUAUAUAUAUAUAUAAGAUAAUGGACUAUAAAUUUCUAACUGACUUGUCACAAGUUUGUGAAUGAUUAAAUUUGAAUAUUGACUAUUGUAAAAUGUUACUGAAAUCUUUCAAGAGGCUGAGAGAUUAUUUAUGCACGAUCAAAGUGCACUUAUUUUGAUAACAAUUGUGUGAAAUGACAGUCAGCCGUUGACUGUUUUGUCUUUGCAACCUUUGACUGUUUAUGCAACACUUAGGUCACUUAUUGCAUUGUUUACCUGUUUACAGUUUAAUAUUUCAUGUGCAUGUACUCUUAAUGAUUUAUAUUAUAUAAUUUUAUGAAGACAUUGACAAAUUGUGGUGUUGGUAAGUGCGGUGCAAGCUUGAAUGGUUUGCUAUAAUAAUAAUUUAUUGGUUUAUAUUGCGCCCAUUCCAUAAAAUGUACCCAAGUGCAUAACAAAAUAAUUAGACAAAAUGUUAUCAAGAACAAGGUCUUUAUUUGUAAUCUAAAGUAUUUUGUUAAUGUUUUUUUAAUUCUUAUUGAUAUAAAAGUUGAGGCAAUAAUGAAAAGAAUUUUUUUUUUUUCAAUAUUUAAGUGCACCAUUCAAUGCAUUAAGAUGUGUAUUUUUAUAUCACUUUUACUGAAUCUUGUAUGUAGUGAAUAGGGAUAAUCAUGUACACAUGGAUGCAUUUUAGGUUACAAAAAAGGCAUAUUUUUUGUCAGGAUCACCUGUUCACAUUUAUUUAUGUGUAUACUUAUUUAAUUUCAAAUAAGUAACUGUGAUAUUAUAGUAGAGGGUCCUCAAAUGUACUUCUCUCCCAAUAUUGAAAAUUUUACUCAGACAGAAAUAUUUCUCUGGAGGAUUUGUAAUACUCAGUAAAUUUUCAGACUGAAACUUUGCAUUUUACUUACCAGUCCAGUAUGUACAUCCUUGUUUUCUCACUUGAAGUAAUUGGGGAAAUUGGUGUAGUUUUUGCCACCAGAAGCUUGAUACUUCACGGUACACUACUCUAAAUCUCAUUUUCCCGGGUACUCCUGAUACCUAAUUCUAUUAGCUGGAUAGCGUAGUACAUAAGUUAGAUGUCUGCCACUGUAGCUUGAGGCAAUAAACGCCUUGAGUGGAGUCUACAUGUAGGGUUUACCUCAACAUACAUGUUAUCUAUGGAUAGAGGGUGAAUCAGAUAACAGCAUAAAGAGAGGACCUGCUGUAUAUAAAGGCAAUGUACUUUUAUUUUUUGGAACGGUUUAAUUGCUUUGUAAUGGUUUGAUAUAGUAACGUUUUUGAGAUAUUGCCAUAUCCUGAGUAAAUACUUCCAUGCAGGAAAGUAUUCCCUAAUAGGAAUACACAACCUGAGAAUUGUUUUGGACAGUAACGCUUCUUAGAUUCAAAUUUUGGGGAUAAUAAUAACUUGCAUCUUUUUACAUAAUCACAUUACUUUGAAUUGAAAUGUUUUUUUAAAAUGCUUUCUAUUAUGAUAUUGGCAUAAAUUUUAUAGAAAGUGUAUCCAGUAUGAUCAUCUACAAACUUAUUUAAUUUGAUAUAACAAAUUAUGCAUGUAGAAAUGUAAUGAACAAGGGAUGAAUAAAUGUAUUUAAGAUGAAACCUUGUUGUAAUCGAUUGAAUCAAUUGCGUGGAAGGGGACCAUCAAAGCUCCCAAGAAGGCGUCAACUGAAGACACCAUUUCACAUGCAAACUGAGUUCUGUCAGCUCCCUUACAAGCAAGCUCUCAGAUAUUGAAGUCAGCUGAUGAAUAUUCAUAGAUUGUACCAAGUCAGCUGAUGAAUAUUCAUAGAUUGAUUGAUGAGCUAAGUCAGCUGAUGAAUAUUCAUAACAGGUAAUGGUUAAUCACAUUACACUCAACCCCUGAGUAUAAGUGAAGAGCAAAUAAUUAAACUACAAGUGUAGUGUGUAUAGUCACAUUGUGCAUACACAUGUCUAACAGAUAUUCACGUCACAUAAUCAUACCAUGCUAGCUGGCAGUGCUAUUCAAUACCUUCAACAUGGACGGAAGAAGUGACAAAUGAGACAAUGAUGUCAUAUACACGUGCUUUAUCUGUUAAUUCUCCUCACUUCAGACAGUAUAGUAACAAUUAUACAACAAACGACUUGCUAUAGCAAGGUCAAAGGUCAAAGCCACCGCCAUUAUUGGUUGGACAAGCAGAGAGUAUUACAACGUAACAAUAUUGACUAGUUUACUUUCUAACUUGGUAUUGUGUUAGAUUUUGAAAAUCCUGGUUUGUUCAUUUUCAUUGACAGUCGGAAUCUUGCCCACCAACAACAUGGCAGCCGUUUGACCUUUCACCCCUUCAUGCAAGUAGUCUAUAGGCUACUUUAUACAGCUCUAUAUGACUAUUACAUUAUUAAUUGCACAUUGAUUCCAUACUGAUACAUGUAUCUACAGGCUGUAGCAAUAUAGCAUCGAUCCGGUUAAGUACAAAAUUCAACUUAGUGAUUGUGCGUUGCUUGUCAAAAUGGCACAAGACUUUAAUUGGCCAUCCCUUUUGAAUAAAGUCUUACCAAGCUGGGAUACUGUAGGGUCUCACAAUUUUGUCUUUAAUUGGGAUGGAUUCAUGAUUAGGCACAAACCUGUGAGAUUUUUCCACAGCUAAGUUUACAACAAUCUGUGCUAAACAGAAUGUUAACUUAGAACAACUGGUUUCAUGACACAAUGUUUGACAAUGCAUUGAGGCAGGUUACCAACUUGUUUCUAAGCUAACUUCUUUUUUGCUCAGUGUCUACUGGUUGACACGCUAAGCAUAUUAGCAAAUUACCACCUGCACUAAGCACUUUUUGAUUUAUAAAACGGGAUCACUGUAUGAAACUGUAUGAAAUAUGGUUUGACACUGCAAUAUUUUGAUAUCAGUAAAUGAUGUAUCCAAAUUCUUAAGACUCAGUUUCACGAAGCUGUUUAAAAGCAAGAAACGUAUUGAACAAGCAAGAAUCGAUAUGCUAAGCAGAAAUUGACAGGGAGCCAGCUAUUUGGAAAGUUGUGUAUUAUAUGAUACUAUGGCCAGUGUCCACUUUGAACACGGCCCCGGUCUUAUAUUGAUCAAGUACUGCACCCAUCUCAAUGGCUAUUAAUAUCUAUGGAGAUUUGGAUAGGCUCCACACUAGAAGAAACCUCAAACUAGUCAACUGAGCUUCUGUGCAACUGAUUGGACAUCUGCAUACCAUGUUUGUUAGACUGUAUGACUGGGUGUUCUGUUCACACAAAAGACUCUUCUUUGAUUGCAUGCAGAGUAGAUGUUUUCAAAUUUGAUGAGGUUUGAUGUAAUCUACCCUCUCAUUGUCACAAUCACCUGCUACUAAUGAACAAUUGAAGUGGUGAAUGGGAAACAGAGUACACGCUCAGCUCACAUCACCAAAGCAUCACCAUAAAUUGUACAGAAAAUAAUAUAACUUAGCCGCAAGCACCUGCCCAUACACCCGCGAAGGGGCUACAGAAAUUAGCUUAGCGAGUACAGAACCCUUGCUUAGCAGGGCAGGUUUCAAGAACAUGCAUGCAAAUGUAUGAUACAGUAAGUUGGACUGUCUCAAAACUGAUUUUGGUCUUGCACUUGUUCUUUUAAGUAACACUUUCUUGUGAUUUAGCAGCUUGAAUAAAAACUGCCUAGCAGACACAGGCUACCAGCCACAGUCAGUAAACAGUGUGGUUCCCUUGCUCCAAUUGUGCUUAGCUUACCAAUAGUUGUUUGCUUACAGCUUCAUAAAUCUGGGCCAAGAACCUCAAUGUGUAAUAAUAUACAUGCUAAAGUGAUCAACACUCGGUGAAGCCAACAUUAAGAGAUUAACUUUCAUCUCGGAGGGUAACAUAUUCUUGUAACCAACUUCAGAUUCUUAACAAAUUUCACUUAUAAAGAUUUCAAGGCGUUACUUAGAUCCAAAUCUAUUAACCAUGCAGGAAAAAGUAUAUUUGAACACAAAUGUUUCUGCUGGAUUGACUGGAAGCACAAGUAUAGUGCCUGUGCACUUUUUUGUCUGUUUAAGUAGAAAUCAAAAGUAAUUUAUUAUAUAUCAUUCACCCUUUCUGUAUUAACAGUCUCCUCUACACCAAACUUGACAUUAUUGACAAAAGUCUCACAAGAAUUAUUAGUAUUAUUCAUUAUUCAAUAGCUUAUGAAUUAUUCAUGAUCAAUCUUCUGCUAGAAUCGUUCUCGUCAUUGGCAAAUAAAACAUCUCCACAUUGCCACAUUAAAAAAAUAUUGUGUUCAAAUUUCAUCAGGAACUAGUCAAACAAUAUUGUUCAACCAGCGCAAUUAGUCGCCAUGUUUAAAAAUCAUAUGCUCAUUUGCAUAUUAUUUAUAGAAACCUCUAAAAACAUUAAUGACUUUGGGAUUUGUUUCUUUUCUCUCUACUCUUGAUAUUCGGAUUAUUCAGAAUAAACAUAACUUAAUUACAAUACACAAUCGUGCUGAUAUCAUCUAAUAUGUACAGUUUAAAUUACAAGAUGCCAGUGGCAUUAUAAUUAUGCAAAUAAUAUGAAAAUAAUAUGCAUAUAUUAUAAUGUCUAUGGUCUAAUAUCACUGCAUUAGAUUUCCAUCAAUACAUACAUUAUUAUAUACAUGCUACUUUUAUCUAUACACAAUAUAUAUUCAUUUAAACAUCCCUGUAUGUUGGUAUUGACAGUUAUUCAAUUAUUAAUCUUAAAUUUACGAGCUAGGAAGUUAGUCUUCUUUAAACAGCAUUUUUAGUUUCCCCUGUUCAUAUCCAAGCAGCAAAACCCUUUCAAUAACUUAAAAUCAAACCAACAUAGGAAUGUCCAUAUGAGAAAAAGAGCAUCUGAUAAAAAUACUUCUUUCUUGUUUUUUUUUUUUU